Messenger RNA from Lotus japonicus, 468 nucleotides. Its product is annotated as secreted RxLR effector protein 78-like. The record is from RefSeq and is a predicted model, not a curated record. The coding region runs from base 1 to 468 and encodes 155 amino acids. The transcript has a single exon. NCBI's taxonomy places the organism in Eukaryota, Viridiplantae, Streptophyta, Magnoliopsida, Fabales, Fabaceae.
AUGAAAAUCCAAGAAGAACAAACAGCCUUUCUACAGGGUCGGAACAUGUUAGAUAGUAUUGUGGUAACCAAUGAGGUGAUCCAUGAUGCUCGGACCAAAAAGAAGCAAACUUUGCUUUUCAAAGUGGAUUUUGAGAAAGCCUAUGAUUCAGUGAGUUGGAGUUUUCUUUUUAUGCUGAGACGUCUGAAUUUCUGUGAGCAAUGGGUACAAUGGAUAAAGUCUUGCUUGAAAUCCUCUCGGGUUUCCAUCUUGGUGAAUGGGAGCCCCACCUAUGAAUUGGGCAUGGAAAAAGGACUAAGACAAGGAAACCCAAUUGCUCCUUUGCUUUUCCUUGUUGUGGUGGAAGGCUUAAAUGGGCUAGUCAAACAAGUGUUGCGCGUAAGGAAAAUAUUCGGGAUACAGCUUAGGGAAGUCAUAGGAGGUAAUAGUCUCAAUGCUACAAUUUGCAGAUGGCACAUUAUUCUUUAG